GAAGAAUUGAAUCCUGAUGGAAGACCCAAGCGCACUUUGAAUUGUUUUUUUCUUUACCGCAAAAUAUAUCACCCUCUUGCCCUUUUCCUUCUACAUGGGAAUGAGCAGGAGGCUCUUGCCCUUCUAAAUGACCGGGAGGCUCUUGCCCGUCAAAAGAAGAAUGAGCAGGAGGCUUCCACACUUUGUGGAGUAUCUUGGCAUCGUGAGUCGGUGGAAUUUCAAGAACAUUUCAGGGUACUGGCCAAAAGAGAUUCAGCCAACAACCUCAAAGCUUUCCCCGACUAUAAAUACGCACCCUCUAAAGGCGGUAAAAACCACGACAAA
Trichoderma harzianum CBS 226.95 is the source of this 324-nucleotide messenger RNA. RefSeq lists its product as hypothetical. The transcript has a single exon. NCBI's taxonomy places the organism in Eukaryota, Fungi, Ascomycota, Sordariomycetes, Hypocreales, Hypocreaceae. The record is from RefSeq and is a predicted model, not a curated record. The annotation marks the transcript as partial.